Messenger RNA from Solanum tuberosum (potato), 1562 nucleotides. RefSeq lists its product as uncharacterized. Gene Ontology annotation, cellular component: cytoplasm. The transcript is spliced from 12 exons. The record is from RefSeq and is a predicted model, not a curated record. Gene Ontology annotation, molecular function: nucleotide binding; oxidoreductase activity. Gene Ontology annotation, biological process: NADPH regeneration. Lineage: Eukaryota; Viridiplantae; Streptophyta; Magnoliopsida; Solanales; Solanaceae. Bases 81 to 1160 code for a protein of 359 amino acids.
UUAGGAGGAGUAACAGGGGAUUAGCAGUGGUGAAAUUGAAGAAUAAGGUGUUCAGAUCAACCAGUGGUUUAAGAUCUGCAAUGGCUCAGCAUCCUCAAAUAGCCAUUCUUGGAGCUGGCAUUUUUGUUAAAACUCAGUAUAUUCCAAGAUUAGCUGAGAUUUCUAAUCUCUUUAUUCUCAGAGCUAUUUGGAGUCGCACUGAGGAAUCUGCCAGAAGUGCUGUUGAAAUAGCACAGAAGCAUUUCCCAAAUGUGGAAUGUAAGUGGGGAGAUGCUGGACUCGAGGAGAUCAUUAAGGAUAGUUCCAUUACUGGUGUUGCUGUGGUUCUUGCUGGACAAACCAUGGUGGAUAUGUCACUGAGGUUGCUUAAGGCAGGAAAGCAUGUCCUUCAAGAGAAACCAGCUUCCGCAACUGUGGACGAGGCUGAAAAAGCAUUGACUCACUAUAAUUCUCUUAGCGCCACAUUGACUCAGCAACCAAUAUGGGCUGUUGCAGAAAAUUAUCGCUUUGAACCUGCCUUCAUUGAGGGCAAGAGGUUAAUUUCUGAAAUUGGAGAAAUGAUGAAUAUCCAAAUAAUUGUUGAAGGAGCUAUGAACAGCUCAAAUCCUUACUUCGCCAGCUCCUGGAGACGCCAGUUUGUUGGUGGUUUCAUUCUAGACAUGGGCGUACAUUUUGUAGCUGGACUUAGGAUGCUUGUUGGAUGUGAGAUUACAUCAUUGUCAUCCAUGAAUUCUCAUGUGGAUAAGACUUUGCCUCCUCCGGAUAACAUCUCGUCAAUGUUUCAACUGGAAAAUGGGUGUUCAGGAGUUUUUGUGAUGGUGGUAUCUUCGAAGUCACCAAAGGUAAUCUGGCGAGUUGUGGGUUUAAACGGAGUGCUGCAAGUUGACCGUGGUAACAAGGAUGGAAAGCAUGGCUACUCGGUUUCCCUACAUAUGGCUGAUGGUCAAAGCAAGAGCUUCUUUUAUCCGUUUAGCGGGGUCACUGAUGAACUGAAAGCAUUUCUAUCAGAUGUAUCGACGGCUAACCUGAAGAAGGACCAUAGCUCCCACAUCGAUCCUCGUCUCUCAUUUGCUGAAGGUGCUCGUGAUGUUGCUGUUUUGGACGCGAUGCUCGAAUCAGGAAAGAGACAAGGAGCUCUAGUUCAAGUAAAAAAGUUCUAAUUUUACGCAGGCCUUAUGCUCCUUAAAUAUGUCAUGCACAUGAUUCUUGAUCUUCGUACCAUGAAGCGAAUAUGCUACUGGAAAAAAAGGAUUCAUAAUCUGAGGCUGCAUAAUGAAAAGAAGAAGGAUCGAUCGAAGAUCACUGUCUCUCUUCUGUGAGCUACAUCUUGGUUUCAUCAUCUUGUUGUCUAUAAACUCGACUAGUAGUUUACCGGAUAAAUUGAUUUGUCGGGCGUUCCUGGCCCACCUAGCGAAACAUGUGGUUUCGUGGUUAUGACCAGCUAAGGCUAAAGUUCCAUUAAAGGGAGUUUUGAUUCCUUGGUUAGAGCCAUUGUACUCUUUUUGACCUUAUUUUAGCAUCUUUGGUAGUUGAAUGAUCAGUAAUAUCAUUUAAACUCUCAA